CGCGCGGAGCGUGCGGCGGCGCUGCGCAGCGAGGUCCAGCGCGGGAAACGCUCGCGCUGCGUGGCGCGUGGGCCUGGUCGCUCCUGCAGCUGGGUGGACUCGGGCUGGAGCUGGGAUGAUCUGAGCUCGGUUGUCCGAUUGAGUGCACUACUCAAAGUGUAGAGCAGGAUUUUGCUAUACAAGAAGUAGCUGUAAGGAAGCCACUGAAGUUUCCAAUACAGAGAACACCACCCCAAGCAGCAGCCAUGCCUGCGGAAGGAGGGAAAACUGACAUGGAGAGAAUUGGCCUUUUCAGUGAGAUGGAAUAUAUUACUGUGGGUGACAGAUAUGUAUCACAGUUUAAUCGACCCUUUAAUGAGGCUGCAAGCAAAAAUAGACAGCUACUACCUGGGGGAUCCAAAGAAAUGUCAAGUCUCCAGGCAGGUUAUUUUGAUCCCCAUUUUGUAAGGGUUUUUGAAGGUGAAGGCUACGUAAACCUGAAUCAAGUGCGGAGACGGCAUAUGAUGGAAGAAGCCAAAAAAAAUCUAGGCAAAGCCUUUCUCCCUACUAACGGAGAGAAAAAGCGAUGUGGUUUAGGAAGUUACUAUGGAACAAUUGGCGGACCAGUCCCAUUUUUCAGUGCACAGUCAAAACCCAAAGAAAAAUAUAAGCCACCUGGGAAGAAUUUAUACACAAACCCAGGAAAGAAAGGAACCGGAUAUGGCUAUGCAAAUGUUACCAUAGGUAAGCAGUUUUCACACUCUGCUGAUUUCUAUGAUGCACCAAAACUAAAUUACAAGAAAGAGAAUGAAGAACACCAUGGUUUACUUAAAGGGACAGCUUUCAAAUUAAAUCUUUACCCAAGGGAAUAUUUUGAUACCAAUCCUUACUCUUUUGAGAACCCUUUACCACCAAUUAAAAAAGCAGAGAAGAAAGAAUUACCUACAAACCCUUUCAAGCCCUCUUCUCCUGGUAAAAAGGCUGGUGGAAUGAAGGCAGGAACAUUUGAUCCUUACCCUUCACAUUCUGCUGACCCUUACGAGGUUAAAUUGACAAGCCAGAUUUCCAGCAAAGGUCCUAAGAUUUUUCAUCCACCAGGUGGACCAAAAAGCAGACCAGUUGAAAGCAUAAUGACUUUGAAUGUCAAAAGGGCACUAAAUACGAAGAACUACAAGACUGCUUCAAUACAGUCCUAUUAGCAUCUGGAAGACAAAUAGCCUUAUAGGUCCUGACUACCAAAAAUUUAUUAUCAAGUACUAAUUAUUUGAAAAAUAUAAGAUUUUGUGGAAGAGAUAGCUUAAGCAUUUAAAAAACAUUUAAGCCUGCAACUCUACUACUCUUCCUGCUUUUAGUACUAUUAUGUAAUAAAUAAUGUUUGUUGAUAAUUUAA
Messenger RNA from Camelus dromedarius (Arabian camel), 1369 nucleotides. RefSeq names its product cilia and flagella associated protein 96 (gene CFAP96). The record is from RefSeq and is a predicted model, not a curated record. Bases 246 to 1178 code for a protein of 310 amino acids. Gene Ontology annotation, cellular component: centrosome. The transcript has 8 exons. Lineage: Eukaryota; Metazoa; Chordata; Mammalia; Artiodactyla; Camelidae.